This is a messenger RNA of Schistosoma margrebowiei, 1223 nucleotides long. NCBI's taxonomy places the organism in Eukaryota, Metazoa, Platyhelminthes, Trematoda, Strigeidida, Schistosomatidae. The record is from the annotation of a GenBank genome assembly.
UAAUUCUAUUGUUUAUUCAAUAAAGUGAUUAUCAUUUUAACUUAUUUGUAAAAUAUAGAAUGAUGAAUGAACAAUUGAAUGAAGAUGCAUUGAAUGAACAUAAUCGAUUACGUGCAUUACAUGGAUGUCCUCCAUUGAAAUAUGAUUCAAGACUUGCUAGAGAAGCACAAGCUUGGGCUGAUAAUCUUGCACGUAUGAAAAUUCUGAAACAUAGUAUAUGUGAUGAAUAUGGUGAAAAUUUGGCAACAUCACAAUCUAUUGGGAAAGCGGAAUUGACCGGGGCUCUAGCAACACAAAACUGGUACAAUGAAAUUCAUGAUCACAAUUUUGAUAAACAAUUUCAAAGUCAAACAGGUCAUUUUACGCAGGUUAUUUGGAAGAAUACAUCAAAAGCAGGAUUUGGCAUUCAACAUUCAAAUGAUGGACAUCAUGUAUAUAUAGUAGGACGUUAUGAACCAGCUGGGAAUGUAUAUGGUCAAUUUCAAGAAAAUGUACCUCGACCUAUCCGUGAACAGUCAACUCCGAAAUCCAAAGAAUUUUCUUACAAACAUGAUGAACGAAAUGGUCCAAGAAGAACCUAUCGAGAUGAAAUAGUUAUUGUUCGAGAGACAGAUAGAAGAGACAACAAUGGUUCAAAUCAUAUUACAAUGGUAGAUAGUUCUAAACGAAACUGGCCAAAUGGAACGACGCCAAAUAGUAACAAUGAACGUACAAUUCGAACAGAGAAGAAACGUCAACGAAAAUGUGCGAAGAGGUGUAGUAUCAUGUAGUUAACAAGUGGUUUCAAUAUACAACCAAAAAAGUGAUAAUAAUUAUAAUUUGUUAUAUGUUAAUAUAGACUAACUCAUAACUUCACAUGGAUUAUAAUGUCAAUGUUUCGAAAGAUUUAUUCGACAGAAGAAUUGACAAGAUAAUCUUUUACAAUGAUUGUAAUAAAUGAUAAAAAGGAGCAAUCAAAGUUUUGUUGCAUUAAAGUGAUCUUUUCAAGCAGUUAAAAAUGGAAUUAAAGAUUUUAAAUGUGAUUUGCAUUUCUUAACUUCAUUUUUCUCCUGUCUGCUUUUUGUAUAUUAUGCUACACUACUUUUAAAAUAUUCAGUAGUUUAGAAUAUGUACUGUUUUUUUCUGAAGUGUAAUAUAAUUCAUACCUCUUUAUCUAUUCGACAUUUAUUUUCCAUAUUGAUUAGCAAUUUUUAAACAAAUUUUAUCUUCUGUUUUAAGGGUUU